This is a messenger RNA of Epithele typhae, 1077 nucleotides long. RefSeq lists its product as uncharacterized. NCBI's taxonomy places the organism in Eukaryota, Fungi, Basidiomycota, Agaricomycetes, Polyporales, Epitheliaceae. The transcript has 10 exons. The record is from RefSeq and is a predicted model, not a curated record. Bases 1 to 1077 code for a protein of 358 amino acids.
AUGACUUUUCGCCAGCGUACAGUCAAUGCUCUCUUUGACUUCACCGUUUCUCGUUUCUGGGCUCACCUCCUCGACAACGGCAACAUUGCGUUAGUCCCCGGGGAACUGAGGUUCGGUGCCCGGCCUGCAGCACUUGUUCGUGAACGUGUUAGGUCUGCACAAAUCAUUGAGGACUCGAACCUCAUUCUCAUCCUCAUGGACGACGUCGCGCGCAAAACGCGGAGCAGGUUCCCCGGAUGUCUAUUGGACAACGUCGAGGUCGACUAUGGAGUCGAAGCGGUUGCUGGCGGGCGGCCGGUCGAACAUGCCCGUGCACAUGACGGGUCACAAAGGAAUGAGCUCCUUAAGAUCGAGGACCGGGAGGAGCCGAGCGUGUUCGACAUUGUGGACAGAUGCGAGGCCUUGAAGGAUCAAGUGGAUCAAUCACCUAAAGUCUUCGCGAUGGGCUCAUCCGUCGUCGAGGAAACCUUGCACUCGUACGAGAGCAACUACGACCUCGAAGUCUCACAUGGUGGCAGCUGCCCACACUGUACCCUUGAGUUCCUUGAGGGCAUCGACAAGACAGCCGAGGCGACGCCGGGCGACCUGUCCUCAGGCCUCAUGGACCCCUUCCGGCAGCCGCUGUCAUCGCUUCGCCGUUCGUGCAUCCGCUCUUUUUGGGAUGUUGAGCAGCUGGACGUAUUAUCGCCCCCACUUUUUGAUGUGACGGCCCACACCACGGCUUCGCCGCCCGGCUCGCCUCCUUCUCGGACUCCACCUGCGCUCCCUAAAGGCGUUGACGAGCAGACUUUCGCGGCUCAAGCGAUGCAAUUCCCCGGCUGGGGGCUCACGUCCUUUCCCUCUGUCGAACUUUCCUUCGACCCCAUUUUCGACGGUGUGGGCCCCGGUGACGCCGCCGCUCAGAUCGAGUGCAUCAUCGACGACCUCGUGUACGAGGGUGCGAGGCGCGACCUGGAUACUGGGGCAUUUGUGACUCUAUUUCCAAGACGUGCGAGUCGCUCCGUCAUCGACGCUGCGCUCAAACCGCAGCUCAUCAAGGUCAACUUCGAGAACGCCCCCAACGAUCAGAAUGACUAA